AUGCCGGACGCGAGCUCUGCCAUCACCACAGGCGCAAGCCCGACAACCAUGCAGGAGAAAGAGAUAGACUAUGGCUGCCAAACAUGCCUCGUCCACUUCUCAAGCAAAGAAGAGCAACGAGCACACAUGAAAGAGAAUUGGCACAUCUACAACCUCAAACGCCGCAUCGCCUCCCUCCCUCCAAUAUCCCCAUCUCUAUUUUCCACAUUGAACGAUGCGCGAAACGAAGAUGGAGAGAAGGAGAGCCAGCACCCGCAUGAUCUUUUCGAGCAAAUCUGUGCGGCGUGCCAGCAGACGUAUACGAGUCGGAAAGCCUGGCAAAGUCACCUGAAGUCUAGGAAUCAUGUUUUGACGGUAGAGGAUGCCGACUCUGGCCUGAUGGCUCCGCGCGAUGCUGCUUCUGAAGUAGCUUUCGAUCGAGCUGAACUUUUAGACGUCUUAGAUGAUGCGGAAGUAUUCGACGCGUCCAAGUGUCUGUUUUGCGCCACCGUCUCCCCGUCUCUCGAUGCAAACAUUGGGCACAUGUCCCACGCCCACAGCUUUUUCAUUCCGGACGUCGAGGCCUUGAUUGACAUCGAAUCGUUUCUCGAGUAUCUGUCGAGAAUUAUCUCCGACUUCCACGAGUGCCUGUACUGCGGGAGCGAGAGAGCCAAUCGUGUUGCGGUGCAGGACCACAUGCGGGCAAAGGGGCAUUGUAGGCUGGAGAUGGAGGAGGAUGUGUUAGAGUUGAGAGAGUUCUAUGAAUUUUCUCGGGAUUCUGAUGAGGACGAGGAAGAGGAAGGGGAAGAGGACGGAGAGGUUAGGAUCAGAGGAGAACAGCAGGAUGUGACAAUCACGAUUUCCGCCGACGAAAUCCGUCUUCCCUCUGGCAAAAUAUUACGGCAUCGUUCCUCGCAGCAACAGCCUCGACGACAGCAUUCGCCGUCGGGCUUAUCAACUUCGCCAAAUCAUCUUCCUCAGACCAAUCCGAUUCCACAUUUUCCAUUCGCCAAUCCCGUCCUAGCCUCGAAUCUCACCUCGGCCUCCCACUCUGAGCCAGCCUCUCGUCCUCAGACCACUGCCGACCGCCGCAUCAUUCUCAAGCCCGGUAUCUCGACUUCUCUUAUGGGCGUUUCGGAUCAGCAACAACGCGCUCUGCUCGCCACGGAGAAGAAAAUGCAGACGGUAGAUACGAGGGCCAGGAAGCAGUAUGAGCGUAAGGUGGAGAGGGGUGGAAAUAGGCAGAAGAGGUUUAAAGUCUGUUCUAUUGGAAAGAAAGCUGGGGGGUUGGAGAAGAGGAAUGGUUGA
This is a messenger RNA of Drepanopeziza brunnea f. sp. 'multigermtubi' MB_m1, 1287 nucleotides long. RefSeq lists its product as uncharacterized. Gene Ontology annotation, molecular function: nucleic acid binding; zinc ion binding. NCBI's taxonomy places the organism in Eukaryota, Fungi, Ascomycota, Leotiomycetes, Helotiales, Drepanopezizaceae. Gene Ontology annotation, biological process: ribosomal large subunit biogenesis. The record is from RefSeq and is a predicted model, not a curated record. Gene Ontology annotation, cellular component: preribosome, large subunit precursor.